UGUGUAUUAGUUUUAUUGCCGCAGAAUGUAUAUUACCAUCCUUUCAACGAUUAAGACUUCUUAUUUUUAAAAACUGGUGAGGCAAUAAGAAAUGAAGUUGCUCGUCUUGAUAUUGGUACUCGCUCUAGUCUGUACUUUUACCACCGGAUUUUCGUGCAAAAAGUGGAAUAUACAUUGUAUUAAUAAUUUUGAAUAUCAACUGUGCUUCAAAUUUGGACGACGUAGUGUGUUGGUUGGCGAAAUCAAAACAUGUCCCGCACGAACGAUAUGCGACGAGAAUAAUAUUUUUCCUUGUGUGAAAGUGUCGCCGUUGCGAAUUCCUGCGAUUCAGAGGGAAGUAAGCACUGUGGCCCCAGUUACACCUCCCGCGUGUUCUGGUGCUAGCAAAUCACCAGCGAGUCAGUGUAAUCAAUAUUAUCAGUGUAUACCAUUUUUAUGGUGGUGGGAGCCCAAUUUGCAAACUUGUCCAUCGGGUUUAGCGUAUGAUCCGUCCAUACAAGAUUGUACUUCAGCUGAACUUUUGAACUGUGGGAUAGCUACAACUACAAUUGCCCCCACGACGCCAGUACCUGUUACUGCGCCACCAUGUAGUGGACCAAGUAAAGCCCCCGCGACGUAUUGCAACCAGUAUUAUGAAUGCCAACAGACGUUGUGGUGGUGGGCCCCCGUUUUAAAAACUUGUCCGGAUGGACAAGCAUUUAACGUGGCAAUCAGUGAUUGCGCACCAGCAACUUCAGCAACGUGCAAUUUAAUACCAGCGACAACAGUUGUUACAUCAAGCCAAACAACAACUAUCACGACGGUUCUUACGUCGAUUACCGCUGCUCCAACUACAACUACAAAUGAACAAAUAUCCACUACGACUGAGUCAAUGAGAAGUACAACCGAACAGGUCGAAACAGAAUCCACCACAUCUGAAUAUUUCACAACAACAACAAAACUCGAAACAACAACGGCCACCUCGCCAGAUACUACAACGGCUGAAACUUCCACAACAACAUCGCUCGAAACAACAACGGCCACAUUGCCAGAUACCACAACAGCUGAACCUUCUACAACAACAACAUUUGAGACGACAACGGCCACACUGCCAGAUACCACAACAACAACGCUCGAAACAACAACGGCCACGUCGUCAGAUACGACCACAGCGGAACCGUCUACAAUAACAACACUCGAUACGACAACGGUCACAUCGCCAGAUACCACAACAACUGAACCUUUCACAACAACGACACUCAAGUCGACCACAGUCACGUUGAUAGGUACAAAUACACCUGAACUUCCUACAACAACAACAACACUCGAUACGACAACGGUCACAUCGCCAGAUAUCACAACAACUGAACCUUUCACAACAACGACACUCAAGUCGACCACAGUCACGUUGAUAGGUACAAAUACACCUGAACCUCCUACAACAACAACAACACUAGAUACGACAACGGUCACAUCGCCAGAUACCACAACAACUGAACCUUUCACAACAACGACACUCAAGUCGACCACAGUCACGUUGAUAGGUACAAAUACACCUGAACCUCCUACAACAACAACAACACUAGAUAACACAACGGUCACAUCGCCAGAUACCACAACAACUGAACCUUUCACAACAACGACACUCAAGUCGACCACAGUCACGUUGAUAGGUACAAAUACACCUGAACCUCCUACAACAACAACAACACUAGAUACGACAACGGUCACAUCGCCAGAUACCACAACAACUGAACCUUUCACAACAACGACACUCAAGUCGACCACAGUCACGUUGAUAGGUACAAAUACACCUGAACCUCCUACAACAACAACAACACUAGAUACGACAACGGUUACAUCGCCAGAUACCACAACAACUGAACCUUUCACAACAACGACACUCAAGUCGACCACAGUCACGUUGAUAGGUACAAAUACACCUGAACCUCCUACAACAACAACAACACUAGAAACGACAACGGUCACAUCGCCAGAUACCACAACAACUGAACCUUCCACAACAACGACACUCAAGUCGACCACAGUCACGCUGAUAGAUACAAAUACACCUGAACCUCCUACAACAACAACAACACUCGAUACGACAACGGCCACAUCGCCAGAUACUACAACGGCUGAACCUUCCACAUCAACAACGAUCGAAACGACUACGUUCACGUCACCAGAAACGACCACAGCUGAACAUUAUGCAACAACAACAUUCGAGACGACAACGGUCUCAUCGCCAGAUACCACAACAACUGAACUUUCCACAACUACAACGCUCGAAACAACAACGACCUCCUUGCCAGAUACCACAACAGCUGAACCUUCCACAAUAACAACACUCGAGACGACAACAGCUACAUCGCCAGAUACCACAACAACUGAAUCUUCCACAACAACAACGCUCGAAACAACAACGGCCACGUCACCAGAUACUACCACAGCUGAACUGUCUACAACAACAACACUCGAAACGACAACACCCACAUCGCCAGAUACCACAACAACUGAACCUACCACAACAACAACGCUCGAAACGACAACGGCCACGUCGCCAGAAACGACCACAGCUGAACCGUCUACAACAACAACGCUCGAAACGACAACGGCCACGUCACCAGAUACGACCACAACUGAACCUUCCACAACAACAACGCUCGAAACGACAACGGCCACGUCACCAGAUACGACCACAACUGAACUUUCCACAACAACAACGCUCGAGACGACAACACCCACAUCGCCAGAUACCACAACAACUGAACCUACCACAACAACAACGCUCGAAACGACAACGGCCACGUCACCAGAUACUACCACAGCUGAACUGUCUACAACAACAACACUCGAAACGACAACACCCACAUCGCCAGAUACCACAACAACUGAACCUACCACAACAACAACGCUCGAAACGACAACGGCCACGUCACCAGAUACUACCACAGCUGAACUGUCUACAACAACAACACUCGAAACGACAACACCCACAUCGCCAGAUACCACAACAACUGAACCUACCACAACAACAACGCUCGAAACGACAACGGCCACGUCGCCAGAAACGACCACAGCUGAACCGUCUACAACAACAACACUCGAAACGACAACGGCCACGUCACCAGAAACGACCACAGCUGAACCGUCUACAACAACAACGCUCGAAACGACAACGGCCACGUCACCAGAUACGACCACAACUGAACCUUCCACAACAACAACGCUCGAAACGACAACGGCCACGUCGCCAGAAACGACCACAGCUGAACCGUCUACAACAACAACACUCGAAACGACAACGGCCACGUCACCAGAAACGACCACAGCUGAACCGUCUACAACAACAACGCUAGAAACGACAACGGCCACGUCACAAGAAACGACCACAGCUGAACCGUCUACAACAACAACACUCGAAACGACAACGCCCACGUCAACAGAAACGACCACAGCUGAACCGUCUACAACAACAACACUCGAAACGACAACGGCCACGUCACCAGAUACGACCACAGUUGAACCUUCCACAUCAACAACGCUCGAAACGACAACGGCCACGUCACCAGAUACGACCACAACUGAACCAUCUACAACAACAACACUCGAAACGACAACGGCCACGUCACCAGAUACGACCACAACUGAACCUUCCACAACAACAACGCUCGAAACGACAACGGCCACGUCACCAGAUACGACCACAGCUGAACCGUCAACAACAACAACACUCGAAACGACAACGGCCACGUCACCAGAUACUACCACAGCUGAACCUACCACAACUACAACACUCGAAACGACAACGGCCACGUCACCAGAUACGACCACAACUGAACCUUCCACAUCAACAACGCUCGAAACGACAACGGCCACGUCACCAGAAACGACCACAACUGAACCAUCUACAACAACAACACUCGAAACGACAACGGCCACGUCACCAGAUACGACCACAACUGAACCUUCCACAACAACAACGCUCGAAACGACAACGGCCACGUCACCAGAUACUACCACAGCUGAACCUACCACAACUACAACACUCGAAACGACAACGGCCACGUCACCAGAUACGACCACAACUGAACCUUCCACAUCAACAACGCUCGAAACGACAACGGCCACGUCACCAGAUACGACCACAACUGAACCAUCUACAACAACAACACUCGAAACGUCAACUGCCACGUCACCAGAAACGACCACAGCUGAACCGUCUACAACAACAACACUCGAAACGACAACACCCACAUCGCCAGAUACCACAACAACUGAACCAACCACAACAACAACGCUCGAAACGACAACACCCACAUCGCCAGAUACCACAACAACUGAACCUACCACAACAACAACGCUCGAAACGACAACGGCCACGUCGCCAGAAACGACCACAGCUGAACCGUCUACAACAACAACACUCGAAACGACAACGGCCACGUCACCAGAAACGACCACAGCUGAACCGUCUACAACAACAACGCUCGAAACGACAACGGCCACGUCACCAGAUACGACCACAACUGAACCUUCCACAACAACAACGCUCGAAACGACAACGGCCACGUCGCCAGAAACGACCACAGCUGAACCGUCUACAACAACAACACUCGAAACGACAACGGCCACGUCACCAGAAACGACCACAGCUGAACCGUCUACAACAACAACGCUAGAAACGACAACGGCCACGUCACAAGAAACGACCACAGCUGAACCGUCUACAACAACAACACUCGAAACGACAACGCCCACGUCAACAGAAACGACCACAGCUGAACCGUCUACAACAACAACACUCGAAACGACAACGGCCACGUCACCAGAUACGACCACAGUUGAACCUUCCACAUCAACAACGCUCGAAACGACAACGGCCACGUCACCAGAUACGACCACAACUGAACCAUCUACAACAACAACACUCGAAACGACAACGGCCACGUCACCAGAUACGACCACAACUGAACCUUCCACAACAACAACGCUCGAAACGACAACGGCCACGUCACCAGAUACGACCACAGCUGAACCGUCAACAACAACAACACUCGAAACGACAACGGCCACGUCACCAGAUACUACCACAGCUGAACCUACCACAACUACAACACUCGAAACGACAACGGCCACGUCACCAGAUACGACCACAACUGAACCUUCCACAUCAACAACGCUCGAAACGACAACGGCCACGUCACCAGAAACGACCACAACUGAACCAUCUACAACAACAACACUCGAAACGACAACGGCCACGUCACCAGAUACGACCACAACUGAACCUUCCACAACAACAACGCUCGAAACGACAACGGCCACGUCACCAGAUACUACCACAGCUGAACCUACCACAACUACAACACUCGAAACGACAACGGCCACGUCACCAGAUACGACCACAACUGAACCUUCCACAUCAACAACGCUCGAAACGACAACGGCCACGUCACCAGAUACGACCACAACUGAACCAUCUACAACAACAACACUCGAAACGUCAACUGCCACGUCACCAGAAACGACCACAGCUGAACCGUCUACAACAACAACACUCGAAACGACAACACCCACAUCGCCAGAUACCACAACAACUGAACCAACCACAACAACAACGCUCGAAACGACAACACCCACAUCGCCAGAUACCACAACAACUGAACCUACCACAACAACAACGCUCGAAACGACAACGGCCACGUCGCCAGAAACGACCACAGCUGAACCGUCUACAACAACAACACUCGAAACGACAACGGCCACGUCACCAGAAACGACCACAGCUGAACCGUCUACAACAACAACGCUAGAAACGACAACGGCCACGUCACAAGAAACGACCACAGCUGAACCGUCUACAACAACAACACUCGAAACGACAACACCCACAUCGCCAGAUACCACAACAACUGAACCUACCACAACAACAACGCUCGAAACGACAACGGCCACGUCGCCAGAAACGACCACAGCUGAACCGUCUACAACAACAACACUCGAAACGACAACGGCCACGUCACCAGAAACGACCACAGCUGAACCGUCUACAACAACAACGCUCGAAACGACAACGGCCACGUCACCAGAUACGACCACAACUGAACUUUCCACAACAACAACGCUCGAAACGACAACGGCCACGUCGCCAGAAACGACCACAGCUGAACCGUCUACAACAACAACACUCGAAACGACAACGGCCACGUCACCAGAAACGACCACAGCUGAACCGUCUACAACAACAACGCUAGAAACGACAACGGCCACGUCACAAGAAACGACCACAGCUGAACCGUCUACAACAACAACACUCGAAACGACAACACCCACAUCGCCAGAUACCACAACAACUGAACCUACCACAACAACAACGCUCGAAACGACAACGGCCACGUCGCCAGAAACGACCACAGCUGAACCGUCUACAACAACAACACUCGAAACGACAACGGCCACGUCACCAGAAACGACCACAGCUGAACCGUCUACAACAACAACGCUCGAAACGACAACGGCCACGUCACCAGAUACGACCACAACUGAACCUUCCACAACAACAACGCUCGAAACGACAACGGCCACGUCGCCAGAAACGACCACAGCUGAACCGUCUACAACAACAACACUCGAAACGACAACGGCCACGUCACCAGAAACGACCACAGCUGAACCGUCUACAACAACAACGCUAGAAACGACAACGGCCACGUCACAAGAAACGACCACAGCUGAACCGUCUACAACAACAACACUCGAAACGACAACGGCCACGUCACCAGAAACGACCACAGCUGAACCGUCUACAACAACAACGCUAGAAACGACAACGGCCACGUCACAAGAAACGACCACAGCUGAACCGUCUACAACAACAACACUCGAAACGACAACGCCCACGUCAACAGAAACGACCACAGCUGAACCGUCUACAACAACAACACUCGAAACGACAACGGCCACGUCACCAGAUACGACCACAGUUGAACCUUCCACAUCAACAACGCUCGAAACGACAACGGCCACGUCACCAGAUACGACCACAACUGAACCAUCUACAACAACAACACUCGAAACGACAACGGCCACGUCACCAGAUACGACCACAACUGAACCUUCCACAACAACAACGCUCGAAACGACAACGGCCACGUCACCAGAUACGACCACAGCUGAACCGUCAACAACAACAACACUCGAAACGACAACGGCCACGUCACCAGAUACUACCACAGCUGAACCUACCACAACUACAACACUCGAAACGACAACGGCCACGUCACCAGAUACGACCACAACUGAACCUUCCACAUCAACAACGCUCGAAACGACAACGGCCACGUCACCAGAAACGACCACAACUGAACCAUCUACAACAACAACACUCGAAACGACAACGGCCACGUCACCAGAUACGACCACAACUGAACCUUCCACAACAACAACGCUCGAAACGACAACGGCCACGUCACCAGAUACUACCACAGCUGAACCUACCACAACUACAACACUCGAAACGACAACGGCCACGUCACCAGAUACGACCACAACUGAACCUUCCACAUCAACAACGCUCGAAACGACAACGGCCACGUCACCAGAUACGACCACAACUGAACCAUCUACAACAACAACACUCGAAACGUCAACUGCCACGUCACCAGAAACGACCACAGCUGAACCGUCUACAACAACAACACUCGAAACGACAACACCCACAUCGCCAGAUACCACAACAACUGAACCAACCACAACAACAACGCUCGAAACGACAACACCCACAUCGCCAGAUACCACAACAACUGAACCUACCACAACAACAACGCUCGAAACGACAACGGCCACGUCGCCAGAAACGACCACAGCUGAACCGUCUACAACAACAACACUCGAAACGACAACGGCCACGUCACCAGAAACGACCACAGCUGAACCGUCUACAACAACAACGCUAGAAACGACAACGGCCACGUCACAAGAAACGACCACAGCUGAACCGUCUACAACAACAACACUCGAAACGACAACACCCACAUCGCCAGAUACCACAACAACUGAACCUACCACAACAACAACGCUCGAAACGACAACGGCCACGUCGCCAGAAACGACCACAGCUGAACCGUCUACAACAACAACACUCGAAACGACAACGGCCACGUCACCAGAAACGACCACAGCUGAACCGUCUACAACAACAACGCUCGAAACGACAACGGCCACGUCACCAGAUACGACCACAACUGAACUUUCCACAACAACAACGCUCGAAACGACAACGGCCACGUCGCCAGAAACGACCACAGCUGAACCGUCUACAACAACAACACUCGAAACGACAACGGCCACGUCACCAGAAACGACCACAGCUGAACCGUCUACAACAACAACGCUAGAAACGACAACGGCCACGUCACAAGAAACGACCACAGCUGAACCGUCUACAACAACAACACUCGAAACGACAACACCCACAUCGCCAGAUACCACAACAACUGAACCUACCACAACAACAACGCUCGAAACGACAACGGCCACGUCGCCAGAAACGACCACAGCUGAACCGUCUACAACAACAACACUCGAAACGACAACGGCCACGUCACCAGAAACGACCACAGCUGAACCGUCUACAACAACAACGCUCGAAACGACAACGGCCACGUCACCAGAUACGACCACAACUGAACCUUCCACAACAACAACGCUCGAAACGACAACGGCCACGUCGCCAGAAACGACCACAGCUGAACCGUCUACAACAACAACACUCGAAACGACAACGGCCACGUCACCAGAAACGACCACAGCUGAACCGUCUACAACAACAACGCUAGAAACGACAACGGCCACGUCACAAGAAACGACCACAGCUGAACCGUCUACAACAACAACACUCGAAACGACAACGGCCACGUCACCAGAAACGACCACAGCUGAACCGUCUACAACAACAACACUCGAAACGACAACGGCCACGUCACCAGAUACGACCACAGUUGAACCUUCCACAUCAACAACGCUCGAAACGACAACGGCCACGUCACCAGAUACGACCACAACUGAACCAUCUACAACAACAACACUCGAAACGACAACGGCCACGUCACCAGAUACGACCACAACUGAACCUUCCACAACAACAACGCUCGAAACGACAACGGCCACGUCACCAGAUACGACCACAGCUGAACCGUCAACAACAACAACACUCGAAACGACAACGGCCACGUCACCAGAAACGACCACAGCUGAACCGUCUACAACAACAACGCUCGAAACGACAACGGCCACGUCACCAGAUACGACCACAGCUGAACCGUCAACAACAACAACACUCGAAACCACAACGGCCACGUCACCAGAUACUACCACAGCUGAACCUACCACAACUACAACACUCGAAACGACAACGGCCACGUCACCAGAUACGACCACAGCUGACCUGUCUACAACAACAACGCUCGAAACGACAACACCCACAUCGCCAGAUACCACAACAACUGAACCUCCCACAACAACAACGCUCGAAACGACAACGGCCACGUCACCAGAAACGACCACAGCUGAACCGUCUACAACAACAACGCUAGAAACGACAACGGCCACGUCACAAGAAACGACCACAGCUGAACCGUCUACAACAACAACACUCGAAACGACAACGGCCACGUCACCAGAAACGACCACAGCUGAACCGUCUACAACAACAACACUCGAAACGUCAACUGCCACGUCACAAAAAACGACCACAGCUGAACCGUCUACAACAACAACACUCGAAACGACAACGGCCACGUCACCAGAAACGACCACAGCUGAACCGUCUACAACAACAACACUCGAAACGACAACGGCCACGUCACCAGAUACUACCACAGCUGAACCUACCACAACUACAACACUCGAAACGACAACGGCCACGUCACCAGAUACGACCACAGCUGAACUGUCUACAACAACAACGCUCGAAACGACAACACCUACAUCGCCAGAUACCACAACAACUGAACCUCCCACAACAACAACGCUCGAAACGACAACGGCCACGUCACCAGAAACGACCACAGCUGAACCGUCUACAACAACAACACUCGAAACGACAACGGCCACGUCAUCAGAUACGACCACAACUGAACCUUCCACAUCAACAACGCUCGAAACGACAACGGCCACCUCACCAGAUACGACCACAACUGAACCAUCUACAACAACAACACUCGAAACGACAACGGCCACGUCACCAGAUACGACCACAACUGAACCUUCCACAUCAACAACGCUCGAAACGACAACGGCCACGUCACCAGAUACGACCACAACUGAACUGUCUACAACAACAACGCUCGAAACGACAACACCCACAUCGCCAGAUACCACAACAACUGAACCUCCCACAACAACAACGCUCGAAACGACAACGGCCACGUCACCAGAAACGACCACAGCUGAACCGUCUACAACAACAACGCUCGAAACGACAACGGCCACGUCACCAGAUACUACCACAGCUGAACCUACCACAACUACAACACUCGAAACGACAACGGCCACGUCACCAGAUACGACCACAGCUGACCUGUCUACAACAACAACGCUCGAAACGACAACACCUACAUCGCCAGAUACCACAACAACUGAACCUCCCACAACAACAACGCUCGAAACGACAACGGCCACGUCACCAGAAACGACCACAGCUGAACCGUCUACAACAACAACGCUAGAAACGACAACGGCCACGUCACAAGAAACGACCACAGCUGAACCGUCUACAACAACAACACUCGAAACGACAACGGCCACGUCACCAGAUACGACCACAACUGAACUUUCCACAACAACAACGCUCGAGACGACAACACCCACAUCGCCAGAUACCACAACAACUGAAGCUACCACAACAACAACGCUCGAAACGACAACGGCCACGUCACCAGAAACGACCAGAGCUGAGCCGUCUACAACAACAACACUCGAAACGACAACGGCCACGUCAAAAGAAACGACCACAGCUGAACCGUCUACAACAACAACGCUAGAAACGACAACAGCUGAACCGUCUACAACAACAACACUCGAAACGACAACGGCCACGUCACCAGAAACGACCACAGCUGAAGCGUCUACAACAACAACGCUAGAAACGACAACGGCCACGUCACAAGAAACGACCACAGCUGAACCGUCUACAACAACAACACUCGAAACGACAACGGCCACGUCACCAGAAACGACCACAGCUGAACCGUCUACAACAACAACGCUAGAAACGACAACGGCCACGUCACAAGAAACGACCACAGCUGAACCGUCUACAACAACAACACUCGAAACGACAACACCCACAUCGCCAGAUACCACAACAACUGAACCUACCACAACAACAACGCUCGAAACGACAACGGCCACGUCGCCAGAAACGACCACAGCUGAACUGUCUACAACAACAACACUCGAAACGACAACACCCACAUCGCCAGAUACCACAACAACUGAACCCACCACAACGACAACGCUCGAAACGACAACGGCCACGUCACCAGAUACUACCACAGCUGAACUGUCUACAACAACAACACUCGAAACGACAACACCCACAUCGCCAGAUACCACAACAACUGAACCUACCACAACAACAACGCUCGAAACGACAACGGCCACGUCGCCAGAAACGACCACAGCUGAACUGUCUACAACAACAACACUCGAAACGACAACACCCACAUCGCCAGAUACCACAACAACUGAACCCACCACAACGACAACGCUCGAAACGACAACGGCCACGUCACCAGAUACUACCACAGCUGAACUGUCUACAACAACAACACUCGAAACGACAACGGCCACGUCAAAAGAAACGACCACAGCUGAACCGUCUACAACAACAACGCUAGAAACGACAACAGCUGAACCGUCCACAACAACAACACUCGAAACGACAACGGCCACGUCACCAGAAACGACCACAGCUGAAGCGUCUACAACAACAACGCUAGAAACGACAACGGCCACGUCACAAGAAACGACCACAGCUGAACCGUCUACAACAACAACACUCGAAACGACAACGGCCACGUCACCAGAAACGACCACAGCUGAACCGUCUACAACAACAACGCUAGAAACGACAACGGCCACGUCACAAGAAACGACCACAGCUGAACCGUCUACAACAACAACACUCGAAACGACAACACCCACAUCGCCAGAUACCACAACAACUGAACCUACCACAACAACAACGCUCGAAACGACAACGGCCACGUCGCCAGAAACGACCACAGCUGAACUGUCUACAACAACAACACUCGAAACGACAACACCCACAUCGCCAGAUACCACAACAACUGAACCCACCACAACGACAACGCUCGAAACGACAACGGCCACGUCACCAGAUACUACCACAGCUGAACUGUCUACAACAACAACACUCGAAACGACAACACCCACAUCGCCAGAUACCACAACAACUGAACCUACCACAACAACAACGCUCGAAACGACAACACCCACAUCGCCAGAUACCACAACAACUGAACCUCCCACAACAACAACGCUCGAAACGACAACGGCCACGUUACCAGAUACGACUACAACUGAACCUUCCACAACAACAACGCUCGAGACGACAACACCCACAUCGCCAUAUACUACAACAACUGAAGCUACCACAACAACAACGCUCGAAACGACAACGGCCACGUCACCAGAUACGACCACAGCUGAACCGUCUACAACAACAACACUCGAAACGACAACGGCCACGUCACCAGAAGCGACCACAGCUGAAACGUCUACAACAACAACACUCGAAACGACAACGGCCACGUCACCAGAUACGACCACAGCUGAACCGUCCACAACAACAACACUCGAAACGACAACGGCCACGUCACCAGAUACGACCACAACUGAACCUUCCACAACAACAACGCUCGAAACGACAACGGCCACGUCACCAGAUACGACCACAGCUGAACCAUCUACAACAACAACACUCGAAACAACAACGGCUACGUCACCAGAUACGACCACAACUGAACCGUCUACAACAACAACACUCGAAACGACAACGGCCACGUCACCAGAUACGACCACAACUGAACCUUCCACAACAACAACGCUCGAGACGACAACACCCACAUCGCCAGAUACAACAACUGAAGCUACCACAACAACAACGCUCGAAACGACAACGGUCACGUCACCAGAUACGACCACAACUGAACCUUCCACAACAACAACGCUCGAAACAACAACGGCUACGUCACCAGAUACGACCACAGCUGAACCGUCUACAACAACAUCGCUCGAGACGACAACACCCACAUCGCCAGAUACCACAACAACUGAAGCCACCACAACAACAACGCUCGAAACGACAACGGCCACGUCACCAGAUACGACCACAACUGAACCUUCCAUAACAACAACGCUCGAAACAACAACGGCUACGUCACCAGAUACGACCACAGCUGAACCGUCUACAACAACAACGCUCGAAACAACAACGGUCACGUCACCAGAUACGACCACAGCUGAACCGUCUACAACAACAACACUCGAAACGACAACGGCCACGUCACCAGAUACGACCACAACUGAACCUUCCACAACAACAACGCUCGAGACGACAACACCCACAUCGCCAGAUACAACAACUGAAGCUACCACAACAACAACGCUCGAAACGACAACGGCCACGUCACCAGAUACGACCACAGCUGAACCAUCUACAACAACAACACUCGAAACAACAACGGCUACGUCACCAGAUACGACCACAACUGAACCGUCUACAACAACAACACUCGAAACGACAACGGCCACGUCACCAGAUACGACUACAACUGAGCCUUCCACAACAACAACGCUCGAGACGACAACACCCACAUCGCCAGAUACCACAACAACUGAAGCUAUCACAACAACAACGCUCGAAACGACAACGGCCACGUCACCAGAAACGACCACAACUGAACCUUCCACAACAACAACGCUCGAAACAACAACGGCCACGUCACCAGAUACGACCACAGCUGAACCGUCUACAACAACAACACUCGAAGCGACAACGACCACGUCACCAGAAACGACCACAGCUGAACCGUCUACAACAACAUCGCUCGAGACGACAACACCCACAUCGGCAGAUACCACAACAACUGAAGCCACCACAACAACAACGCUCGAAACGACAACGGCCACGUCACCAGAUACGACCACAACUGAACCUUCCAUAACAACAACGCUCGAAACAACAACGGCUACGUCACCAGAUACGACCACAGCUGAACCGUCUACAACAACAACGCUCGAAACAACAACGGUCACGUCACCAGAUACGACCACAGCUGAACCGUCUACAACAACAACGCUCGAAACAACAACGGUCACGUCACCAGAUACGACCACAGCUGAACCGUCUACAACAACAACACUCGAAACGACAACGGCCACGUCACCAGAUACGACCACAGCUGAACCGUCUACAACAACAACACUCGAAACGACAACGGUCACGUCACCAGAUACGACCACAACUGAACCUUCCACAACAACAACGCUCGAAACGACAACGGCCACGUCACCAGAUACGACCACAGCUGAACCGUCUACAACAACAUCGCUCGAGACGACAACACCCACAUCGCCAGAUACCACAACAACUGAAGCCACCACAACAACAACGCUCGAAACGACAACGGCCACGUCACCAGAUACGACCACAACUGAACCUUCCAUAACAACAACGCUCGAAACAACAACGGCUACGUCACCAGAUACGACCACAGCUGAACCGUCUACAACAACAACGCUCGAAACAACAACGGUCACGUCACCAGAUACGACCACAACUGAACCUUCCACAACAACAACGCUCGAAACGGCAACGGCCACGUCACCAGAUACGACCACAACUGAACCUUCCACAACAACAACGCUCGAGACGACAACACCCACAUCGCCAGAUACAACAACUGAAGCUACCACAACAACAACGCUCGAAACGACAACGGCCACGUCACCAGAAACGACCACAGCUGAACCGUCUACAACAACAACACUCGAAACGACAACGGUCACGUCACCAGAUACGACCACAGCUGAACCGUCUACAACAACAACACUCGAAACGACAACGGUCACGUCACCAGAUACGACCACAACUGAACCUUCCACAACAACAACGCUCGAAACGACAACGGCCACGUCACCAGAAGCGACCACAGCUGAACCGUCUACCACAACAACACUCGAGACGACAACGACCACGUUGCCAGAUACCACGACAACUGAACCUUCCACAACAACAUCACUUGAGACAACAACCGCCACGUCUCUUUACACCACCACAGCUGAACCUUCCACAACAACAACAACGCUCGAGACGACAACGACCUCUUCACCAGAAACAACCACAACUGAACGAUUAACAACAACAACAACAAAAACAACAACAACAAAACCGACGACCACCACAACUAAACCGACCACUACGACAACCACUAGCACCACAACAACUACUGCAGCACCAGUUACGCCACCCGCUUGCAGCAGUGCUGGCAAAUAUCCAGGACCAACCUGCAAUCAAUAUUACGAAUGUGUACAAGUUUUGUGGUGGUUCAGUCCGCAACUAAAAACGUGCCCUGACGGUCAAGCCUUUGACCGCACUAGUGCGAGCUGCGUCGCUGCAAGUCUUGUUGGUUGCGGCACGACCACUACAACCAAACCAACCACAACUACAACUACAACGACCACCACCAAACCAACCACAACCACAACUACAACUACAACUACCACGACCAAACCAACCACCACAACCACUCGUUCCACGACAACAACAACAGUCGCACCCAUAACCUCACCCACAUGUACCGGAUCCGCUACAUACCCAACUUCUAACUGCACACAAUAUUACCAGUGCAUACCAGUCCUGUGGUGGUGGGACUAUCAAGUGCAAACUUGUCCGAGUGGGCAAGCAUAUGACUCCAGCACUGGCGGAUGUUCAGUGGCCGCAUGGAACAAAUGCUUUAUACCUUCAACCACUACGAAGAAACCAACAACAACAACAACAACAACCAAAAAACCGACAACAACAACAACAACCAAAAAACCGACAACAACAACAACAACCACUACUACUACAACGACAAAACCAACAACUACAACAACUCCUACUACGACUACCACGACGAAAAAACCAACUACUACCACAACAACAACUCCAGCGCCAGUUACACCACCUACGUGUAUACAAUCUGGGAAAUACCCGGCGCCAUCUUGUAACCAGUAUUACGACUGCGUGUACGUCAUGUGGUGGUGGGAGGCACAACUUACAGAUUGCCCAUAUGGGCAAGCAUUUGACCUUAGCAUCAACGAUUGUUCAACCGCGGCUGGUAGUACGUGCCCAGCCGCUUCUGCAACGACUUUAACAAAACCACCAACUACGACCACAACAACAACAACAACGAAACGUCCCACUACAACAACAACUACAACAACUAAGAGACCAACGACGACGACUACAACAACAACGACAACAACAGCAGCUCCAGUUACGCCACCAACGUGUAUUCAGACUGGUAAUUAUCCUGCUUCUGCUUGCAACCAGUACUACCAAUGCGUCUACGUCAUGUGGUACUGGGAGGCACAGCUCCAAACUUGUCCUUCUGGGCAAGGGUUUGACAAAAAUAGCAAGCAGUGUACUACAGCGGCCAACUGUACUUAAAAUAUGGAAACUGAAACUACAGAAUAAAUCUAAUAUAUUUUUUUAUCACCAACGUGAAUCUAUAUUUAUAUCAAUUUUUCGAUAGGGCGAUUUAAAAAAAAAAUUGUGUUUUGAGGACACCGAGAAUCCUUCUGGGACAAAGGUGCUUUAUCAAGCUGAAUAACGAAUUGUUACGAAAUUCCAGUUUGUAAAUUGAAUGUUUUUUAUAAAUUAAUAAAUGAAGAUUUGUGUUAUCGUUAUUUA
Zophobas morio is the source of this 16969-nucleotide messenger RNA. RefSeq names its product mucin-19-like. Gene Ontology annotation, cellular component: extracellular region. NCBI's taxonomy places the organism in Eukaryota, Metazoa, Arthropoda, Insecta, Coleoptera, Tenebrionidae. The coding region runs from base 92 to 16726 and encodes 5544 amino acids. The transcript has 9 exons. Gene Ontology annotation, molecular function: chitin binding. The record is from RefSeq and is a predicted model, not a curated record.